UUCUCCGGAAGCAGACACUCCUCCUUCCCGCGCCUGUCUCUCCAAGAGUGGUAACGGUUGUGGCGCGUGCCGCCCUGGCCAUGGCGUGCAGACGCGGGGCGCUGGUGGUGCUGGAGGGUGUGGACCGGACCGGGAAGACCACGCAGAGCCGGAGGCUGGUGGAAGCGCUGCAGGCAUCUGGGCACCUCGCCGAGCUCCUGCGAUUCCCGGACAGAACAACAGAAAUUGGGCAGCUAAUUAGCUCCUACUUGGAGAACAAGAGCAAUUUGGAAGACCACACAGUGCAUCUGCUUUUCUCUGCUAACCGCUGGGAACAAGUGCCGUUGAUUAAAAAGAAGUUAAAUCAAGGCAUCACUUUAGUGGUGGACAGAUACGCUUUUUCCGGGGUGGCCUUCACAAGUGCCAAAGAGAAUUUCUCCUUGGAUUGGUGCAAACAGCCUGAUGUAGGGCUUCCAAAGCCAGAUUUGAUCCUAUUUCUUCAGUUGAGCACGUUGGAGGCAGCAAAACGAGGGGACUUUGGAAAUGAACGCUAUGAGAACAGCUCCUUCCAGGAGAAAGUUCUACAGAACUACUACCAUCUGAUAAAGGACAAGACUUUAAACUGGAAGACAAUUGAUGCUUCGAAGAGCAUUGAAGAGCUGCAUAAUGAAAUUAAGUCUUUCACUGAGGAGGCUAUGCAGGAGGUUCAGAAUAAGCCCAUAGGAGCACUCUGGAAAUAGAAUUGGCUUUUACUCCACCCUCUUCCUGCAGCAUAUUCUGCUCCAGAUCUGAUUGAAGGGGAACUGGCAUCUCUCAGAUCUUCCUCAGACAGACUCCUUCACCUUUAAUAGCUGCAGUUUAGAUCACAGAGCAUUGUUUUUAUAGACCAAAAAUACCUUGGAGACCUCUGGUUUUAUCUAACUCCUCCUCUGUAAAUUGGAUCUUACAAGCCAUCUUCCUGGUGUAUUUUAUAAAUGCAGACUUUAUUGUAAAUCUUCCUAUAAUCCAGGCACAAACCUUGUGCAGGAGCAAUGACAAAAUGUAUAAAACAAGUAAUGGUAAGUGGAACUUUUGGCUAAUUACCACAAUGAGUUAUGGUAGUGGGACUUGAGGUGGGGGAGAUUGGGUUGUGAAUCAAGAGAAGGGGAAAGGGGUUUUUCUACAUUUGUACUUAGAGAACUGUCAUUUUCCAUAAUCAUAUGCCUGUGGGAUUCCCCUUCCCAUAACUUAUUUAACAUACUAACUCAAACUCUUAAUUUGUGUAAGUCUUGCUAAUAAAUUAGUGCCUUUUA
Messenger RNA from Terrapene triunguis (Three-toed box turtle), 1271 nucleotides. RefSeq names its product deoxythymidylate kinase (gene DTYMK). The record is from RefSeq and is a predicted model, not a curated record. The transcript is spliced from 5 exons. Lineage: Eukaryota; Metazoa; Chordata; Testudines; Emydidae. Gene Ontology annotation, biological process: dTDP biosynthetic process; dUDP biosynthetic process; dTTP biosynthetic process. Bases 81 to 719 code for a protein of 212 amino acids. Gene Ontology annotation, cellular component: nucleus; cytoplasm; mitochondrion. Gene Ontology annotation, molecular function: dTMP kinase activity; ATP binding.